GUCCCCUUUCAGACUGUUUUGGUCUUUUCGCUGUUAGCAACGGAAAGAACCCGAGAUAGCUGUAAACCCUAUUUUGAAAUAAUCAAAAUUUUGUUAGGCAUGCGAAACAGAUUGACAAAGGGUGUAAAAUUCAUGUUUAUCUUGGAGUAGUGACUGGCGCACGUUGUCUUUUUUAAAUAUCUAUUUUUUUCAGUUUUAUUAGUAAUUGUACAGAUUGCUAAAUUAGCUAGCAACCUUAGCCAGCUAGCUUCUUAGCAUAGCAUCUUCCUAAGGAGGCACGUUGACAUUAGCCCGUUAGCACGGUGUCACACAACCAUACACCGUCUCAUCAUCAAGUAAUUGCGGUGUGAAGCUGGUCGUUUUAAGGCGCUGUCUUUUAUGGGAUCAUCAUGUCAAUGAAGGCCGGUGGAAAUCGCAGCAAGCCCGGCGGUGGCAACACCGCUGGUGCCGCCUCCUCUGGUGCCGGAGGAAGCGGCGGGGGAAGACAGAAUCUGGGCAGGGGACGGCACAGUGGUAAAGGUCCUGCAGCAGUUAUUUUUAGCGGUGUAUAUGCAAACAUGAGGAUGGUCCAUGUCUUGACGUCAGUUGUGGGGGCCAAAUGUGAGCUUAAAGUGAAAAAUGGAGCCAUCUAUGAAGGAGUAUUUAAGACAUAUGGUCCUGAGUGUGACCUAGUGCUGGAUGCUGCCCACAGAAAGAGUCCAGAGCCAAGCAUAGGUCCCAGGAAAGAGGAUAUUGUGGAGAGCAUCAUUUUCAAGGCCUCAGAUGUCGUAGUGGUGACCUUCAAAGAUGUAGACCUUAACUUCGCCAGAAAAGUCUCCUCUGACACAGACAACUUCACAGAUGCAGCAGUCAGUGGCAAAAUCAACGGUGAGCAUAAGGAGAAAGAUCUGGAGCCCUGGGAUGGAGGAGAGACCCAUAACUCCGACAGCCUUGAGUCUCUGGAUACUGAUGUGUCAAAUGGAUGGGACCCUAACGAUAUGUUCAAGUACAAUGAAGAAAAAUAUGGAGUCCUUUCCACUUAUGACAGCAGCCUGUCUACUUAUACGGUCCCAUUGGAGCGGGACAACUCAGAAGAAUUCCUUAAGAGGGAAGCACGUGCCGCGCAGCUGGCAGAGGAGAUUGAGGCCAGCGCCACAUACAAGGCUCGCGUGGCGCUGGAGAAUGAUGACCGCUCUGAAGAGGAGAAAUAUACUGCUGUAGUGCGAGGGGAGAGGGAGUCUCACACACUUAGUAGAGAGAACAAGUACAUUCCUCCAGGUCAGAGGAACAGGGAGGCGAUGUCUUGGGGUCCGGCACGUCAGAACUCACCACGUCUGGCUCAGAACUCGGCUGGACCCCCGAUUCCGCGACCAGGACCUCAUGACUACAGUCCCAGCUCCGGGGCAGACCAGAGGGUAGUUAAUGGAGGUACAUACCAUUGGCCCUCACCCUGUCCAUCUCCUUCCUCUCGUCCCCCCUCUCGUUACCAGUCUGGCCCCUCCUCUCUGCCUCCUCGGGCGACCACGCCCACCCGGCCACCAUCCAGACCCCCUUCUCGACCCUCCAGGCCUCCCUCUCAUUCAUCCCACCCCUCCUAUCCUACCUCCUCAUCCUCCUUUUCCCACCAUGGGCCCGCGUCGCCAGCAUCCACUCUGCCCAAACGCAUGUCUUCAGAAGGUCCACCUAGGAUGUCCCCAAAAUCCCAGAGGACACCUCGUACUCAUAGAGUGCCACCCUGCCGGACCACUGGCGUCCCUCCGGGAGUGGACUUAAUUUCCCACAAUACCCCUGGAGAGCUCCCAGUGUCUGCACCAACCAGGAGCAGCUCCUCUGGAGGGACAUGGUCCUCAGUAGUUAGCGGAGCCCACAGACCCCGUUCUCCCCGGCAGAAUAGUAUAAGUGGAUCUUCCUCUGGGUCCUCCUCCCUCUCAUCACCCCAGACAGGAGCAGCGCCUAUUGAAACAGUUGCUACACCAACGUCAGCUUCCUCUCCUACUGCUGCUAGCCCUGCCCCAAACAUAGUCACCUCCCCGUCAGGAGAGGCAAAAGAAUGUCGGGUUCAAGAGACAAGGCAAACAUCCCCCACUGCAAACAAGGAGAACAUUAAGCCCUUGGACAGCUCAUCUAGUAUCACCAGACCAGUCUGUAAAGGACCCCCAUCUAUGGCUCCAGAUCACAGAAAGCAAAUAGAUAAUUUGAAGAAAUUCAGUGUAGAUUUUAGGUUGCAGUCUAGUUCAAACACAGACCCUGCCUUUGACCAGAUGAUGACCAAGCCUCCCAGAGAUCAAGCAGACAAGCCCAAAGACCUUCCCUUGGACAAAACCUGUUCAGUGGGGCGGGAGGGCAUUGAGGAGGGUGUAGUGAUUGCUGCUGGCACCCCCGGUGGUGCCUCUGCCCCGUCAACAGCCACAAACACCAGUAAGCCUGGCAGCCCCGCUGCCCUAUCCCCGUCUCCUUCAGCCCCAGACCAGAAAAGGACAGGCCUGGAUGUGACGUCACAGGGAGUCCAGACGACAGCCACGUCCACAUUCAGUGGCCUCAAGCAGGAGGAGAAGGAGGAGAAAAAGGAGGCAGUACAAGAUCAAGUGAGAAAAUCAACCCUGAACCCAAAUGCCAACGAGUUCAAACCCAGGUUCACUACACAGCCAAAACCUUCCAACACCCCAACACCCCCUCGGCCUCAGGGCCAACCCAGCCCCUCCAUUGUGGUCCCACAGCCCCCAACUGUCUACAGCCAGACAGUCUGCUUCCCUCAGAUGUAUCCGCUCACCCCAGUCAGCCCAGGAGUGCAGAAAAGCAUAAUAUGGAAGUCUCCAGCUAUGUACCAGGUUCAGAUGCCACAUAUGGCGGUCAGCCAGUCUAAACCCUACAGACCAGGUAAAGUACCCAGCAUGCCCCAGCAGAGGUCAGACCAGCAUCACCCACCUGGCACGCCCACCAUGAUGCACUCAGCGACGGCAGCAGGGCCACCCAUUGUAGCACCAAGCCCGGCCUACUCUGCCCAGUAUUUCGCCUGCAGCCCACAGCAAUUUAGUCAGCCACUGGUCCAGCAGAUGCCACACUACCAGUCACAGGCACAGCAUGUGUUCAGCCCAGUAAUGCAGGGCAGUGCCAGGAUGAUGGCGCCUCCCACGCAUGGCCAGCCCAGCCUCGUCUCCUCCUCGACUACACAGUACCCAGAGCAGACACACACCAUGUAUGUGUCUCCAGGGCCAAUGCCUCAGCAGUACCCCCACCACAGUGCCACCUUGCACCCUCACCCACAGCACCCCCAACCAUCGGCCACACCCACAGGCCAAGCCCAGCAGGGUGGUCCCCCACAACACGGAGGUCCUAGCCACCCAGCUGCCAGCCCUGUGCAACACCCACAGCACCCGCAGGCAGCGGCAGCGGCAGCAGCAGCGGCCCAAGCUCUCCAUCUAGCCAAUCAGCCCCCUCAGCAGCAGAUGUACUCGGCCUUGGCCCCCACGCCUCCUUCUAUGACCCCAGGUCCCAACCCUCAGUCUCCCCAGGCAUCAUUCCCUUCUGCUCAGCAGACUGUCUAUAUACACCCUCAGCAGGUGCAGCAUGGCUACAACCCCAGCCACAUGGCACAUGUGCAGCAGGCUCACAUGCAGUCUGGUAUAGUGCCGUCUCACCAUCCUGCACCCACCCAUCCACCAAUGAUGCUGAUGGCUACCCAGGGGCCUCCAGGAGGUCCUCAGCCACCUAUGCCCCAGGCUUCCCUCAACCCCAUCCCAGUUUCCUCUACUACACAUUUCUCCUACCUGGCACAUCCACAAGUGCAACCUCAUCAUCAGCAGCAGCUGUAGGUAGGGGGCGCCGCCGAGAUUUGGGACCCUCUGUACCGUGCUCUUCCACCAGAGCCUUCAUAACCAGGAGACAAAGAGAACGAGAGCGCUUCCUCUCCUCGUCCUCACCAGACAUGCUUCACAUCGGCUUUUCUCCUCCCUCCCCUCCCCGACUAGGCAAUAAGAGAAUGUUAACAGGUUGAUGCAGUGACAUGUUUUUACAAGCUAGAGAUUUAAAUGGACAAGACUGCUCCUAAUCAGCCCCUGUUCUCUACCACACACACACAUACAACAAACACACUUCCAGGGGUCCCAAAUUGCAGCUUGAGUCAGCUUGCCAAGUAAAUGAGAGAAUGAGAGUAACUAAUCAGUGAGAGUGAAGAAGAAAAUUCAACUGGAACUUGUAUUUUGUCUGCACCUUGUUAAAGAAAAAAAAUCUUCCAACUUUUAGACAGUAUUAAUCUUACUGUUUAUUGCUGCUAUGUGCUGCGUUUGUUUCCAGACUAGUUUCUAACCAAACUAAACACAAAACACGACAAGAAGCUUCCUGUGAAACGAACACGUUUUGGCAGCCGAGUGGACAGGAGAAACGUUAUUUAUGAAACUAUAAUGGCUGAGGUGAUCAGAUGCCACUUCUCACCUGACCCUUAUGUAACUUUUAAGUUAAAACUUUUACUUUGUAGAUAAUAUAAAUAAUUUAAAAAAACCAGCAAAAAAAUUUAAAAACAAUAAAAAAAGUUUUAAAAACUGA
Messenger RNA from Betta splendens (Siamese fighting fish), 4521 nucleotides. RefSeq names its product ataxin 2 (gene atxn2). NCBI's taxonomy places the organism in Eukaryota, Metazoa, Chordata, Actinopteri, Anabantiformes, Osphronemidae. Gene Ontology annotation, cellular component: cytoplasmic stress granule. The transcript is spliced from 26 exons. The coding region runs from base 390 to 3791 and encodes 1133 amino acids. Gene Ontology annotation, molecular function: RNA binding. The record is from RefSeq and is a predicted model, not a curated record. Gene Ontology annotation, biological process: cytoplasmic stress granule assembly.